AUGCUUUCUAAGCAUCUCGAUCCUAUGACUUUUCCACUUUUCUUCCCAAAUGGUAAUUUUGGAUGGACCACAGAUUUGUCACAUAAUAUGGAUCAUGCCACUGAAAAGCGAAAUAAAGUAACGAUACUUGAAUUUUAUUUAAAUAAAAUUGGAAUUCGCCGAAAUCAUUUCAAUCCUUUGUUCUAUGGCGGAAAAUUAUUUCAACAAUAUUUAGUAUACGUGUAUGCCCGUUAUGAAGCAAAUCGAAUGACAUAUAUCAGAAAUAAUCAAAAGACUUUACGUGUAGAAUCGUAUAAAGAUUUAUUAGAUCAUGUUAAUAACAUGAGCCGGGAUAAUAACGCCCGUAUUGGUAAUAUAUUUAUUCUUCCUUCAUCAUUCGUGGGUGGUCCGCAUUUUAUGUCCAAAUUAUAUCAGGAUAAUAUGGCAAUGGUUCGAAAAUUUGGCCGCCCUGAUUUGUUUAUUACUUUUACGUGUAAUCCUAAAUGGGAAGAAAUAAAAUCUGAACUUCAAUCUUUUCAAAAUUGA
Molecule: messenger RNA, 525 nt
Organism: Rotaria sp. Silwood2
Lineage: Eukaryota; Metazoa; Rotifera; Eurotatoria; Philodinida; Philodinidae
Source: the annotation of a GenBank genome assembly